GCCAGUACUUCUGCAUCUUCCGACCGGUGUGGAUGUGGAUCCUCGGCAUCGGCUCCCUGGUUCGCGCCCUGUCGCCGUGUGUGAUCUUUCUCUCUGUGGGAGGUUUUUCUUUUCUACCCACUCCCGUCCGCAAAAAUAUUCAAACCCUUAACGGUGGUGUGUGUGUGUGUGUGUGUGGGUGGUUUGUUUCCCGUGAAUUAAAAGUGGUUUUCCCCUACACUACACCCUGCACUUCGCGUACCCCAACCAACUCUUCUCGGGCGACAAGAACCCAAUGGUUCCGCCGGAUUUUGGCACUCCGGGCGAUGGCAAGCGCCUCCAGUCCCUGUCCGGUCGCCUCUAGCCCCAUGCUCGUAGACCCACUGGGUCCCGUGUGUCGUUGUUGCGUUGAUGUGAGUGAGUGAGUGAGUGUACGAUUGAGAAACAGAGGCCAAUUCUGCAAUCAAACAUUUCACCGUAUUUGCAUACGGCAAGAGACGGCAAGAGCCCCCCUCCCCUCCUGCACAGCUUUAAGAGCCGACCAUCAGCAACUGCCGACAGCCGCUUCAAUCAGCCCCAUCCUUCUCGGCCCCGCAGCCCGCCCUACUGAGCCGAGCUUCUUCGCUGGGCCGGCGGCGUUUGGCUUCGUUAGUUCGAUUGUUUCCCUUCGGACGGGAUUUUGCCCGAUAAGAGCGCCCGAUUUACAGAAAUCAACUCAACAAAAGGCGUGUGCAGGAUCAAAACAAAAACACAAGCAGAUAUCUCGAGAGCUUGAUUCCCAUUGCCAGUGGCAUGGUGUUGACGGUGAUGCGACGGGAAUGAUUUAGAAGCGCUGACUCUACUGUGUGUGUGUGUGCGCGCAUUUCUACAAGCCCUUUUGCCAGUGCGAAGAUAACCGUUUCCUACCCCCCCACUCCCUCUCUCUCUGUCCGCUUUCCUGGAAAGAGCAACAUGAUAUCGCAAGCGAUCCAGUACGCGGACUACUUCGCCCGCGCCAUGCGCAACGAGUCGGCCGCCCCGGGCGGCGGUGUGUACAGCACGGGGCCCGCCGGCAACGGCACCGGCAGUGGCGGGUUCGGCGCCCUGGCCGGCAGCAACGCGUCCAGUGCUGGGUCGGCCGCCGGGCCGGAACUGUUCGACAUGUACGCCCGCAACUACCCGUACGUGUCGUCGACCGAGGAGCAGAACUACAUCGAGCAGCUGAGCGACAGCCUGCGCAACCAGUCGCAGGCCGGCAACCGGAGCUACGGCGGGGCCGGGGGCGUCGGCGGCGCCGGCGGCUACGACUACGGCGUCGGCUUCGACCCGAUCCCGCUCGCCGAGUGCAGCAACGCGUACUCGGCCGGGCCGUACUUUCAGCUCACCAGCUACUUCCUGUACAUUACCAUCUUCGUGACGGCGGUGAUCGGCAACUCGAUCGUGCUGUUCAUCGUCCAGUCGAACCCGCGCAUGCGCACGGUGACCAACUUCUUCAUCACGAACCUGGCGGUGGGCGACCUGAUGAUGACGCUGUUCUGCGUGCCGUUCACCUUCAUCUCGCUGUUCGUGCUGCAGUACUGGCCGUUCGGGCUGGCCAUGUGCCGGCUGGUCAACUACACCCAGGCGGUGUCGGUGCUGGUGAGCGCCUACACGCUCGUCGCGAUCAGUGGCGACCGGUACAUUGCGAUCAUGUGGCCGCUGCGACCCCGCAUCACCAAGACCUGCUCCAAGUGCUUGAUCGGCAUCGUGUGGAUCAUCGCACUGAUUACGGCCGUCCCGAUUGCCAUCUUCUCGACGCUCUACUUCCCAACCGAUUGGCACGUGCAGUGUAACGUGCCAAUCUGUGCGGAAAAGUGGCCGUCGCCGGAGCAGGACGACUACUACACCAUCGCGCUGCUGACCACCCAGUUCAUCGUGCCGCUCGUCGUGCUGAUCUUCACCUACACGCGCAUCGCGAUCGUGGUGUGGGGCAAGCGGCCGCCCGGCGAGGCGGAAAACUCGCGCGACCAGCGGAUGGCCAAAUCGAAGCGCAAGAUGAUCAAGAUGAUGGUGACCGUGGUAAUCGUGUUCACCAUCUGCUGGCUGCCGUUCAACUUCCUAAUGGUAAGGAGAGGAACCGUUCCGUUACCGGCACGCAUUACAGCAUUGCACCUCGCCUCUGUCUCUUCUCGCUCGCAGCUGAUGAAGCUCCCGUCCUCGUGGGACCUGCUGCCGUACUUCUGGUUCGCCUUCCACUGGCUCGCGAUGUCGCACAGCUGCUACAACCCGAUCAUCUACUGCUACAUGAACGCCCGGUUCCGCAGCGGCUUCAUCCUGGUGCUGCACGGUGUGCCCGGGCUGCAGCAGCUCUGCUGCUGCAUCCGCCACACCCCGCCAGCGAUUGCGCGCAACGUCGGCUCCAGCGUGGCCCUCGCCGGUGAGAUGAAUGGCCUGUACGGUGCGAGCGCACUGCGAAGAAAGGCGGGCGUGCGAGAAUCGAUGAAGUAUCGCAUCUGCAUCGAGUUAACACAUGCACCACAUACAUAAGCACCAGAAGGAAACCGACCCACAAUGUGCAGGUCCAGUCGACCGAGACGUCGCUGUUGCGGUGAUACCAGCAGAGCUACGACUAGAGCGGACCGUACACCGGCGGUGCGGCCGGUGGCAAGCGGACCCAGUUCCAGUGUCGGCCAGCAAACGGGGGCGGCGGCGUGCGGGGAUGCGCCAGCGACGGUGCCGGGCGGCGGAAGCGACCGUGUGCGCCGAACGGGUGCGACCACCACCACCACCACCACCAGGAGCGCAUCGAGCUGAUCAUUCUGGAGACGAACGAGGAGACGACGGUGGCAGCUUCGGACGAGGUGCGGACGACGGCACUGCAGCAGCAGGUAUCAGCGGACGGAGGUGGUGGUGGUGAUGAGGCAACCGUUGCACCCAGUAGCAAUGGCGUUGAUGGCGAGUAAAAUUAGGGCGGCGCUAAAUAGGAGGAGAAAGGGGGAGAAAACAACCAUUUUAGCAUUUGCGCAACCAUUUUUCCCGCGAAAAAAAAUAAAAAGAAAACUAUUUGGGUCAGGGGUUUGGGGCUAUAUAGCUGUAGGGGGAGAGCAGGGAGCAGAAAUCAAUUUAAAUAUAUUCACCUUCACACGCUGGUGUGCUGCGUUGGCUGCUGCGACGACGACGACGACGACGAAUUUUUGACGCUCCAAAUUCCUGCUCCUCCGAAUCCAAUUCAUCCGUCCGCAUCCAGUCGCAUCCAACCAUUAAUCAUUGGCGCCGUACUACCCAUCUUUCCAAACCACACAGACACUACUAGAUUGGUUGGUGGAAAGCCCUGUCGCCCCGGUUAAAAAGGACAAGCCCCAAUCAAUCUUGGCCCACGACGUGCGAGUGCGUGGGCGUUAUUUCCUUAUCCUUCGGCCGGCACACCGACACCCGAAGCAAGAACGGAAUUUAAAGUAAAAGUAAAUAAAAAGCAACUACACCCAUCACACAUCGAUAAAAUGGAAACGGUGGUUGUGGAGGUCGCCCGUAGGUGAAAUGGAUGAAAACGUGUUUUUCGGUGUAGCUGGUUUGUUAGGCCACCCGUAGGAAAAUGUAAUUAAAGCCGGAAUGGCAGCGAGCAAAUACUGAUUGUCACACCGCCAUCCACUCUCACCCAUCGCCCUCUUCUCUCCACGAGCCAUUUUGUGUUGCUGUUUCGGGUUUCAAACAGCGCUACAGCGCUCCGGCGGCAAAGCGUUUGCUCCGCAGGCGAGCGAACGAUAAAUCCUGUUACUAAGAUAGUGUAGGCAUAAGUAGUGAGAAACAAAAACAAAACAAAAAAAAACCGUGUCCCCAAUACAUGAGCGAUUCGAUCUAUCCUGCAGCUGCUACACCCCAACCCCGUAGCCCCAGUCCCGAACCCAUAUGAGCGAUAGAGCACGCAUUCUAGUUGGAAUUCAAAUUGGAAUGCCGCACAAAGUGCGCUCAUCCGAAAAUUUGGGCACGGGGGAAAACAGAUACCUAUAUACCAUCUAUAUAUACAUAUAUAUACUAUUCAUAUUGGCGGUGUAAGUGUGUUAAAAAAAACCCCAACCAACAGCAACAGUAAGAACCCGGAGGAAUGUAAUAUUAUAUGGAACUAAUAAAAUUAUUUUAUAUGUCUCUCUAUCGAA
Messenger RNA from Anopheles gambiae (African malaria mosquito), 4091 nucleotides. RefSeq names its product RYamide receptor. Gene Ontology annotation, biological process: neuropeptide signaling pathway. Gene Ontology annotation, cellular component: membrane. NCBI's taxonomy places the organism in Eukaryota, Metazoa, Arthropoda, Insecta, Diptera, Culicidae. Gene Ontology annotation, molecular function: neuropeptide Y receptor activity. The record is from RefSeq and is a predicted model, not a curated record. The transcript has 8 exons. Bases 931 to 2484 code for a protein of 517 amino acids.